GUUUGUUUAAAUUUAUAUCAGAAACCAAAACAAAUUACUUUAUUCGUUAAAUUUUUUUUGAAAAUCCUGUAAUUUACUUAUAAAAUCAUGUUUUUAAUCACAAUUCAACAUUUCUGUAAUUUUAUCUAUACACUAGUUUGACAGUGACUGAUAUUAAGUUUAUUAACUGCAUCAAUCACGCCUGUAGUUGUAUUACUCCGAUUGUUACAGUCACCGUAACCAUUUCGGAGUCUGAAUACUUUUUUUGGUCUCUUCUUCAUCUUUGCUCUAUUAAAGGAUCUAGAAACCACUCCACAAUGAUGAGAUAGAGAGAGAGAGAGAGAGAGAGAGAUCUCAAAAUUACCAAACCCAAUUCACCCCAAUAAUUUACAAAAAAAAAAAAAAAAAAUCUUCGAAAAGUCUAGACAGAGAAAUCAAUCAAACAUCUCGGAGGACGGGAGGAGAUGGAUCUAGAUGAUUGGGAAUUACUCCCCCUAAACAGCUACAAGGGUCUCGAUCACGACGACGAUCAUGAGGCAGCGAUGAAGAUGAUCAGAAACACCGGGAAAAACUUCGACAUGGAUUACUUUAUCUGUCCAACACAAGAUUCUGUCGGAAAUACAGAGUUUUGUCGAAGAUCAAGCGUGGUCCCCACACAGCUCCUCCAAGUUCCCAUAACUUGGGAACCUGUAUCCACCGUGGACGACACAGAUCACAGGAAGAACCCGGAUCCGGAUUUCUCGGAUCCGGACGGGGAACUUUUGACGGAGCCUGUUCCGUCGCCGAGAAUAACCUUCAAAACAAUGAAGGAAAACGAAUUUGUCGACAUGAAAGUAGAUAUACCAGCGAGGUUCACGAGUCCUCUGCCUCAGAACAAUGAUAAACACUCCGACUCAGAUGGAGGAUUAGGAGGAGAUUACUAUGAUGAGGUCGAAGAAGGUGGUGGCUUGAGGAGCAAGAAAGGGGUUGACUGGGAACAAGUUGAUCAGAACAUAGGUGGUGAAAGAAUGAAUCUUUGGAAGAUGGGUCUUAAUGGAAUUGGGGCUAUAUGUUCAUUUGGCGUUGCAGCUGCUGCUGCUACCAUCUGUGUCUUCUUCCUUGGACACAACAAUAACAUCAAGGGUUGUCGGAACAAGAACCAGAUCCUCAGGUUCCAGAUUUACCCUGAUGAUGAUAAGCGAAUGAAGGAAGUAGUGAAGCAUGCAACAAAGCUAAAUGAAGUAAUUUCUGUGAUGAAAGGUCUCCCAGUGGCAAGAGCUCAGAUAUCAUUUGGAGGAUACUACGAUGGACUUUGAAUCCAUAUUUAGCCAUCCUUUUUAGAAUUAUCGAGUCAAUACAUCUCUACUGCUUACAACGGGCUCUAUAUAUAAGCUCAUAUAUGUGUAUUACGAAUUUAGGAAAAUUUAAUAAAUGAUGUUUGUAAUUUUUUACAUAUUAUUUGUCCGAAUGCACAUCGAGUUAUAUGAAUGAGAAUGAUGAUAUAUAUACUUCCACUUAUUGAGUUGGC
Thlaspi arvense is the source of this 1486-nucleotide messenger RNA. NCBI's taxonomy places the organism in Eukaryota, Viridiplantae, Streptophyta, Magnoliopsida, Brassicales, Brassicaceae. The record is from the annotation of a GenBank genome assembly.